Messenger RNA from Cucurbitaria berberidis CBS 394.84, 2034 nucleotides. RefSeq lists its product as uncharacterized. Bases 1 to 2034 code for a protein of 677 amino acids. The transcript has 2 exons. The record is from RefSeq and is a predicted model, not a curated record. NCBI's taxonomy places the organism in Eukaryota, Fungi, Ascomycota, Dothideomycetes, Pleosporales, Cucurbitariaceae.
AUGGAGAUGUCACUACUCGACCAUGACGGGUCACUACCUCAAGCACAGCGACAUCCGUCUGUCCAUUCAAGCCAACAGUCUCUGUCAAAUCCUCCACAAACGGAAAUGAGUGACACAUUGGGAACGGCAGCGACCCCUGUACUCCAGCACAUGAAGCUAGGAACACCUCAAAACUGGCCGACCAUUCCGGAAGCUGUCGAAUCUUCUCUAUUUACAAAGAUUGCAGAUGCUACAUUUGACAUAUUCUUAGUCGCUUGCUCCGCCGCAUUUCUAGUGUUCGCAUUGCUUGUCGCUCACUAUGACGGCUCAACUACGUAUGAUAUGGAAACUGGGGAACAGAUGAGAGUGGCUACAAUGUUACUCAAUGCUGCUAAAUACGGCCCUACCGUCUUCCCUAUCAUAUUCGCUUCAGUAAUCGGACGAAUGACACAUGCCAUACUGUGCUGGCGAUUAGCCAAAGGGGAACGCAUGGGUAUCCUAGAUUUACUAGCCACCAAUACAUCAUUUACGAGCACCGUCAUAUCACAAGUACAACUACGAAUGUUUACCUACGUCGGCAUAACUCUAACUUCUAUCUGGGCUCUCUCUCCCUUAGGAGGCCAAGCCAGCAUCAGAAUAAUGUCUAUUGGGAGAACUGCAAUUUCCGCAGCUUUUCCAGUUCAUGACCUUUACAUGAUGCCCAACGGAAACUUGGAGACAUACGCUGGUUCGCAUGGCCCUCGGCUCUUCGAGAUCGUGAACUCGCUGUUCGCGAGUACUGUUGUUGUAACCCCGACGGAAGAAGAUAUUUGGGGAAACCUCAAGAUUCCUAGGAUUGAGCAUUACGAAGGCAGCGAGGAUUAUGGUGAUGGCUGGUAUCAUGCUGGGCUUACCGCCGGAUCCUAUUCCUCCCUCGUCGGAAUCCCUAUCAAGCACGUGACAAAAAAACAUUCAGGCCUGAAUACCGCCACUACUCUAAUCCAGACUCAGUACUUGGAUGUGAAUUGCUCGGUUCGUUCCCUGCCAAAUAACAACAUAAGCGCGGAGCGUACACCUUCUCCCUAUUGGAUAAAUUCCACGGGAACUGGGGCAUAUAUAGGGUACCAAAAUACGUCUCUAAUAUCGCGACAGAAGGUACCAUCACCUAUGUUAGAACCUUUCAGCCUUUCCUACUGGCCUACUUAUUUGAGAGGCGUAGGUUAUGGUGCACUUGUGUGCAAUAUCAGGAGCUCAUACGUUGAGACAGACGUUGACUGCUCAAGGACUCGGUGUCAUGCUAAUCGAGUGCGCCGUUCCCGAUUGGACCACCUACCCAGCGCGUGGACGCAUUUAGAUAUUAACCAUGGUUUCUGGCCACUGUUCAUCGACAACUUUAUCAAAAGUGUUCCGGGCAAAGCCGGUGAACCAACUCUUCUCGAUCGAUACAUGGCAGACCCAUACUUUGCGCGUAGGACAUUGCCCGCAGCUGAGGUCCAAAUCACCUCACCUGAAGAUUACUCUGUUCGUUUGGGCCAGCUACUCAACACAUACUGGAACCUAAUGAAUGGCUUUCCGGCGAUAUUAAACGGCAUUUCGAACGAUACUGCCUAUUUCUGGGACGGGGACAAUUCUUUGAUACCGCCAUAUAAUACGACCACCGGCCUGUAUAGCUUGACAUCUGACGGCUUGAAAGCACGAUGCUGGAAGACCCAGGAAAAAAAAUCAUUCGGGAUAGCCGAUGUCGUUGAAAUGCAUCGAGGUUGGCUUGCAACACUGGUUAUUAUAUCGUCUUUCCUUAUUAUAGCUAGCCUUGUAGCUCCAAUCAUCCGCGUCUUUCUGCCUCACGGCCCAGAUGUUAUGAUGAACGUAUCAAGCUUGACUAGGAACGAUAAACACUUGCCGGUGAACGGGACCUUCUUAGGUGCCUCGCAACGCGCAAGACUGUUACGAGACGUCAGGGUAAGGUUCGGAGAUGUGGAGCCUAAAGAGGAGGUUGGGAGACUAGCGAUAGCUUCUGUCCACAAUGGGGAGGAUUCGAAUGUCACCGCUUUCCGCAAGGGGCGCUUGUAUGAGUAA